CAGUAACAAACCGGCCGUGGCGUUGUUUAAGUGAACCCCAUCUUCUUCCUUUUCUUCUUCAUCUUCAUCUUUAUUAUUAACGUCAUAUUCUUCCUUAUAUUUUUUUUAAAUACGUGGAAGGAAAGAUGCCUGAGAUCACAUUGUACUCGACUAUCUUAAGUCCACCCUGUCGUGCAGUGCUUAUGGUGGGGGCAGCCGUUGGCAUUGAUUUUGAUGUUAAAGAAAUCAAUUUACACAACGACGAUCAUCGCAAAGAAGAUUUUGUUAAGUUAAAUCCUCAGCACACGAUUCCAACCAUACAGGAUAAUGAUUUCGUAUUAUGGGAUAGUCACGCUAUCGCUACUUAUUUGGUGGAUAAAUAUGGCGUGAACGAUUCACUUUAUCCGAAAUCCUUCCAAUUGAGAUCAACAGUAUGCCAACGUUUAAUUUUCGAUGCUUCUGUCCUUUUCGCUUCUCUUAAAAGAAUUGUCAAACCCAUAUUACUUGGAACGGAGACAAAAGUUCCAAAUGAAUUGUUAGAGGAAGCCAAGGAAGGUCUUGAAAUUUUCGAUAAGCUUUUGGAAGGUAAACAAUGGUUGGUCGGAGAUUCUUAUACGAUUGCUGAUAUCUGCUGCGUCAGCACGGUUUCAUCAAUGACCGUUCUCUUGCAAUUGAACGAAUAUCCGAACGUUCUAGCAUGGUUGAAACGUUGCGAGAAACAUUUACCGGGUUACGAGAAAUACAACGAAACAGGGAACAAGAUGCUUCACGAAAUGUUCCAACAGAAAAUUGCGAACGAAUGAUUCUUUAACGAAUUAUCCUAUGAUCGAUUGGAAAAACUUUAUUUCUCACACAUAUAUAUAUAUUUCUUAAUCGAUUUUUAUUAUUAUUAUUUUUUUUUCAUUUGCAUGUAAUUAACUUACGUUAAUCUGUUUUUUUAUAAUUAAAAACUUCGAUCCAGUUCGUUAUAACCGGAGUCGUUAGAUUUUGUUAUACAAGUUUCUAAAUGCUUUGUAAAAAAAAGAACCGAUAAUUGAAUGAAAAGUUGGGAAAAUGUUGUUUA
Molecule: messenger RNA, 1042 nt
Organism: Polistes canadensis
Lineage: Eukaryota; Metazoa; Arthropoda; Insecta; Hymenoptera; Vespidae
Product: glutathione S-transferase 1-like
Exons: 6
Coding region: 126-782 (218 amino acids)
Biological process (GO): glutathione metabolic process
Molecular function (GO): glutathione transferase activity
Source: RefSeq, a predicted model, not a curated record